GCUGUGAUAGGGAGGAAAAUCUCAAAGGGUGCCGCCAUAUUGCGGAUCUGUCAGCGGACGCGGCGCUGCCGCAAAUCCGGCAAGCCCCCGAGGGAAAAGAGCUCGCCGCCGCGGCCCUCAGAACGUCUCCGGAGCGCUACCGGGCAAGCUGUGCAAUCGGCAUCUCCCGGUCCAGCUGUUAUUCCCCCUCCGAUCGACUCAAAAUCAGUUGUCUAGACCUUCGAGAGCAAGCAUCCGUCGAGAGCUGGCCGCCCCCGGCGCCUUAGUUCGGCAGCAGAAGAAAAGAGAAGAGUGAGUAAGAAAAAGAGAAGAAAAGGAAAAUGCCGAAACCAAUUAAUGUAAGGGUUACUACUAUGGAUGCAGAGCUAGAGUUUGCCAUUCAACCGAACACAACAGGGAAACAGCUUUUUGAUCAGGUAGUAAAAACAGUUGGCCUACGAGAAGUCUGGUUUUUUGGAUUGCAGUACGUGGACAGCAAAGGGUACUCAACUUGGUUGAAAUUAAACAAAAAGGUAACACAGCAAGAUGUAAGGAAAGAAAAUCCAUUUCAGUUCAAAUUCAGGGCAAAGUUUUUUCCUGAGGAUGUUUCUGAAGAAUUGAUUCAAGAAAUAACUCAGAGACUCUUUUUUCUGCAAAUCAAAGAAGCCAUCUUGAAUGAUGAAAUCUAUUGUCCACCUGAAACUGCAGUUCUACUGGCGUCUUAUGCUGUUCAAGCAAAAUAUGCUGAUUACAAUAAGGAAAUACAUAAGCUAGGAUAUUUGGCCAAUGACAGACUUUUACCCCAGCGUGUUUUGGAACAACAUAAACUGACAAAAGAGCAGUGGGAAGAAAGAAUACAAAAUUGGCAUGAAGAACACAGAGGAAUGUUAAGGGAAGACUCUAUGAUGGAAUACCUCAAAAUUGCACAAGAUUUGGAAAUGUAUGGAGUCAACUAUUUUGAAAUUAAAAACAAAAAAGGAACUGAAUUAUGGCUUGGUGUUGACGCUUUGGGUUUGAAUAUUUAUGAACAUGAUGACAAGUUGACUCCGAAGAUAGGUUUUCCUUGGAGUGAGAUAAGAAAUAUAUCAUUUAAUGACAAAAAGUUUGUGAUAAAGCCCAUUGACAAAAAGGCCCCUGAUUUUGUGUUUUAUGCACCCCGUCUGAGAAUUAAUAAGCGGAUAUUAGCACUAUGCAUGGGAAACCAUGAGCUAUACAUGAGAAGGAGAAAACCAGAUACAAUUGAAGUGCAACAGAUGAAGGCCCAAGCUAGAGAAGAAAAACAUCAAAAACAAUUGGAGAGGGCCCAACUAGAGAAUGAAAAAAAGAAAAGGGAAAUAGCCGAAAAAGAAAAGGAAAAAAUAGAGCGUGAAAAAGAAGAAUUGAUAGAACGACUAAGACAGAUUGAAGAGCAGACAAUGAAGGCCCAAAAAGAACUGGAAGAGCAAACAAGAAGAGCUCUAGAGCUAGAUCAGGAACGAAAAAAAGCAAAAGAGGAAGCAGAGCGCUUGGAAAAAGAACGAAGAGCUGCUGAAGAGGCAAAAGCUGCUCUAGCAAAGCAGGCAGCAGAUCAGAUGAAGAAUCAAGAACAACUAGCAGCAGAACUUGCUGAAUUUACUGCAAAGAUUGCACUUUUGGAAGAAGCCAAGAAAAAAAAGGAAGAAGAAGCUUCAGAAUGGCAACAUAAAGCUUUUGCAGCUCAAGAAGAUCUGGAAAAGACCAAAGAAGAACUGAAAACUGUAAUGUCAGCUCCGCCCCCACCUCCACCCCCACCAGUAAUUCCUCCCACAGAUAAUGAACAUGAUGAACAAGAUGAGAAUAAUGCUGAAGCAAGUGCUGAACUGGCUUCUGAAGGUAUUAUGAACCAUAGAAGUGAGGAAGAACGUAUCACAGAAACACAGAAGAAUGAACGAGUAAAGAAACAACUUCAGGCUCUCAGUUCUGAAUUGGCCCAAGCCAGAGAUGAAACUAAGAAAACCCAGAAUGAUGUACUUCAUGCUGAAAAUGUUAAAGCAGGCCGUGAUAAAUACAAGACUCUUCGACAGAUACGGCAAGGCAAUACAAAGCAGCGGAUUGAUGAGUUUGAAGCAAUAGAAUGUAGUCAUAGGAACUGUGGCAGAAUGUGGGCAAAAGAGGUAUGAGCAGAUCUUUAGGCUGAAGUUCAACAUGCACUCAAAGAUUAUUGAAUGUGUGUGUUGGAAUCAAUAUGAAUCACUCUUACCUAUGGAAUGGCUAAUUAAAAUUGGCAUCUUGGGUUUGAAUAUCAUAUUUGUGGAAAUAACACUGAAAUUACUUACCAUGUCCAGUGAACUUUAAGAGUUGGGAGAAAUAAGUCCUGCUUUCUCUGAGGAUGGUUCAGCUCUGUUAUGUUUGGUAUUAUGCACUCAACUUUAUACUUACCUAUGAAAAUUGCCAUUUUAUUAAUCAUUCAUGCACAAGUUCCUUACAAAUCCCACUGAAAGUUAGGGGUUUCCUCCCCCCGAAUCAAAGGUAGAUACUGUGAAAGUUACAUAUACACCCAUUAUUUUAUGGAAUAAUGAUAGCUGAGCAAUUUUGCAUAGACUGGUGUGCAAAUAUUGUGCAUGUGCUCAAACAUCUGGUUGCCCUGGAUGCUUCUGCUUCCACCUGCAGGAUUGGGCAAAUGCCUUGCAUCUUUUCAUGCAGUGAAUUCUGAGAUACGGAUUUCUAAAUUGUUCAAAACCUUUGCCAUAACGGGUGGAAUGUUGUGUAUGGUUCUUCCCUGAAAUAGGCACACAUGCAUGGCUAUGUUAAUCUAUUACUAUGGAAGAAAGGGAAAGAGAAGUACCAGUAAAAUUUGCUGUUCAUAAUCUACAUUGUAUAGUUUAAUAUUUAAAUGGAUCUAAUCCAUUUAUAAAACUGUGAAUAUUUUUCUAGGAAUUGACAUCUGUAAUAAGGUUUUUCACCACGACUAAAUUGAUGGUAAGGGUUGUCAUCUGCUAUUGGGCGAACACACCAGUUCAUGUUGAGGCAUUCAGGAAAUACUUGGUGAAGUAUUCGUAUGCUUCCCCUCCUCCUCUCUUUAGCAUCACGUUUUGUGUUGUAAAAUUAAGCUAUAGUUACUAUCAUCUAUUAUUUUGAAUAACAUUCAUUGGCUAACAAUAAAGAGAAUACAGCUAAUUUUGUGAGGUUCAUUGUGGUUAUUUAAUUUAUCAUUCCUGACAAGAAUUGUAUUGUUCUUAGUUCUAAGAAAAAAAUGGAAGAAAACAUGUGAUUCAUUCAUUUCAAUAAUGCAAUAAAAUAUAAGAGAUUAAGGAGGGGAAUGGACAUUGCAUUGGAUUGCAAUGAAAAGUAAUCAUUUUGGAAUGGACAAAAAGCUAUUAUAAAUGUUUAAAAAUUGCUUUCUUUCUGAGUUUCAUGACUUAACCUAAAAUGGUGUAUGUAGAUAAGUUUGAAUUUGGGGCAUGUUGGUAUCUGAUCCAGAUUUGCCAUAUGAGGUUGCAUAAAUAGGGGAAAGUCUCGAUGUCUGAACCAAUUUAAAAGGAAAUUCAUUUCAAUCUCAAUAUGUAUACCUAAAAAGUAAUUCCAUAUUUAAUUUUAAAGCUGUCUAGUUUUGUGAAACUCACAAUACUAUAAAAGGUUUUUUUUCUGCUGCAAUAAAAAAAUAGAUAUUCCAUGCAGAUGGAUUGACCUUAUAUUCCAGUUUUGUAAGUUGGCAGGUGUUGAUGUAGGACAAAUCAUACUAUGAAGAUUUUGGAUGAUCUUAAGCAGAUAGGCUGGAAUUAAAUCAAGAUGGCUAUGAGGCUAAAAUAGCUUCUGAGCUUUUCAAAGGAAUUGAUAUUUUUGUUAGGAUUUCGCACAUACAUAAAUUGUGCCUACACAAUACACAGUAAGCUUGUUUCAGGUAGGCAAAGUCAUAAUAUAUUUAUGACUUUGGGAUCAAUGUUUUGUAACUAACCUAGAUUUAGAGAUAAUCAGUGAGGUGACCAUGUUUGCUAAGAGUUCAGAAUUAAUUGAAAAAUAAAUUAGAAACUUUCAAACUGAGAAAUGAGACCAUUGACAUGCAGAUGUAGUCCAGUAUAAGUAAAUGUAAAGCACAUACCAGAAAGUGUUUGUGUGGAACUAAGUGCACUGAUGAUGGAGUUUAUGCUUAUGAUGUGGCAAUGAUAGAAAGCUCUCAAAAGUGAUUACAUUCAUCCAUCAUAUUUAUAUUGUCUUAAACAUGACUUACUGAACAGCUAUAAUUAGCAAGCUGUGCAUAUUAACCCAUAGUUUAUAAAUUGCUGAUUUGAUCUACUAUUUGUUAAAUGUUUACAUCCUUGACUCCCAACAACUGGUCAAUUUCUAAAUAAACACCAGAGAAUAGAGUAAUAAAGAUGUGUUUAAGUAAAAUAUGGCUCAUCACUUUGUAUGAACCAGAUCAUAAUGUUAUUAUGUACUGUGAAAAUUGCAAUUAUAUUGGGGGGGAGUUAUUAAAGGAACUCAAAAAACCCCAGGACCCAGUAUCAAAGUACCUUUGCAGAUAUUUGUGAUGCAAUUGAAUUUAGAGUAGGAUAUGCAGUUCUUUUAUCUUCAGCACUGAAAGCACUAAUUGCUGGAGAACAGGAGGUGCUGUUGUGCUUAUAAAGGCUUCUGAUUUCAAUCAUUAGGAACAAUUCUAGAACAGAUGUCUUUUGGCUUGACGCAACUCACCUUCUCUUAAGUUCUUACAUUUUAGCACAAAAGAAUAUAAACAUGAUGGCCUGGAUCGUCAAAUUUCAUAUUUCAAGUAUAAACUUUGUGCCUGUUGUUUCACAUUUCUACUAAGGGACAGCAGCUUCUAAUGCCAAACUGCCAUAUACAAUACAUCUUUACAAGUGAAAGAUAUGUACACUGCUUCACAGGAUCAGAAAUCCAAAUAUGUUGUGGACUGAUAAUGGAAUAGAGAUUUACAUCUCAUCAUCUCUGAAUAAAGUAUGGAAUUUCCAAGAAAUGGGAAGUCCAAGAAAUUUGAAGCAGAAGAGUAGAAGUUUUACUAUUUGAAUAAAAGCAAGAAAAAAGUCGUACGUCAAAAGAAAAAAAAGUCAAGCCAGAAAAUUUUGUUAUAUUCUUAUUUCUCUUUAUUGCACAAGUGCCAUAUUGUUUUUUUUCUGUACAAAUUAGGAAUUUGUGUAACUUCAGUCUUUUAACUAUCCAUCUGGCUGAGUUUGAAUAUGCCAAGUUUUCUCUAGAGUUUUGUAUUAUUUAGGGCAAAAUAUUGAGCCAUUUGUAACAAAUCAGCAUCAUUUUAUAGUCUACUUGGCAUGCUGCAUUUUAUUUUGUAAAUUUCUUUUAAAUAACCACUUUACUAUGAUCUGGACAGCUCAGAAUUGUAUUCUAUUCAUCUUUGAGUGAAAAAAAUAUAUAGACAUUUUAAUGUCUAAAACAUAAAA
This is a messenger RNA of Crotalus tigris (Tiger rattlesnake), 5345 nucleotides long. Its product is annotated as radixin. Gene Ontology annotation, cellular component: plasma membrane; adherens junction; filopodium. The record is from RefSeq and is a predicted model, not a curated record. The transcript is spliced from 15 exons. Bases 321 to 2117 code for a protein of 598 amino acids. Gene Ontology annotation, biological process: regulation of organelle assembly; regulation of cell shape; positive regulation of early endosome to late endosome transport. Lineage: Eukaryota; Metazoa; Chordata; Lepidosauria; Squamata; Viperidae. Gene Ontology annotation, molecular function: cell adhesion molecule binding; actin binding.